Molecule: messenger RNA, 1656 nt
Organism: Zingiber officinale
Lineage: Eukaryota; Viridiplantae; Streptophyta; Magnoliopsida; Zingiberales; Zingiberaceae
Exons: 2
Coding region: 231-989 (252 amino acids)
Source: RefSeq, a predicted model, not a curated record
ACGAACGCUGCUUCGAAUUCAAGCGACCGCUUUCUCUCCACUGUCUCUCGCUCUCUCUCUCUCUCGCUUUGAGCAUGAGAAUUGCCAAAAGCGGUAUUUAGUUUCCGAUUUAUUGCACCAACGGCGAUGCCUUAGAUUUGGUAUAGAAUUGUUGGUUUCUUUUUCUGGAUCUUGAUACUUUGGGUUCGUCGGUUUCGUUGUUUCUGGUGAAGGUUAGUUUUUCGCCGGAAAUGGCGAAUUCGGGAUCGAGUUCCCGGACCAGGGGAUGCGAGACCCUGAUUGGGGCAUCAAAGUUGGGAUUUUUAUUCCUCUGCAUCCUUUCCGUCGGCGCCGCUACUAGAGUGGCUGUUCCCGCCGCCGCCGAGGCUCUGGCCGUUGCUUUCCCUGGCUACCGGGCCGCACUCCGUUCCUGGCUCGCCCCGCCUUAUCUCUUCGUCGCCGUCCAUCUCAUCAUCUUUGUCAUCUGGAAGCUCUCCGACAAGAAGCAGCAACCACGAGAGCAUUGGGCGGCGGAGUCGAGGAUAGUGGACUUCGGGAACCCUAAAAAGUCUACAUUUUUGGGAUCUCCUCCCGUCGCUGGGAUUUCUGUGAAACCCUCACCGGACAUCUCGCCCCUCGGGACGACUCCAUCCUCGGCGGCUGCUGUUGCCGCGUCGGAUCCCACUGAAAGAUCUCCAUCGGAUGUGUCUUGCCUCACAACGGAGUCCGAUGCGGUGCGCGUAGUUUCAUCGGCGGUCAUCAACAAAAGGGGCGUCGAAGAGGAGUCCAAGAGCAGCGUCAAACAGGUGGAAGAGGGUUACGAGGCGGCGGCGAUAGCGAACGAGGCGAUCACGGGGAAGACGCCUCGCUCUCCAGCGACGCCACGCCACGAAGAAGCAAAGCAACCAGCGGCGGCUCCCUCGCCGUCAGCCACCGACGAAUUCAACCGGCGAAUCGAUGAUUUCAUCAAAAAGAACCGCGAGCAGAUCCGGCUUCUUAAUGGCCGGUGACGGCCUAGGAGAUCGAUCGACGAAUAAAUAAUUUAAAACACAAACUUUAUCUUUAUCUUCUUCAUUGCUCUUCAAAACCCUCUCAGAGAAACCUUCUAAUGGCGGAAGGAGACAAAAGGUCCAACUUCUCAGGUCUUCCUGGAACGUUGGACUUGUUCUUGGUUUGAUGUAGCUGAUUCAACUGCCAAAUGACAUGAUCUGGAAGAAGAAUGUUUUUUUUUCCUUUUGGUUUUACUGUUAGCUUAGUGUUUGAUAUAGGCCUGCUUAUUGAUGAAGUCUUUGUGUUCUGAUAGUCCUAUACUGUGCAUGUAGUCUGUCUGCUGUGUUAAUGCCAUGAGCUUACUUGUUUGAUCAAUAGUGCGCAUGCUGUAGCAUAAUUUGCAUUGUGCUUCAAGUAGAAAAGUCGAUAGAAAAUGGCACCAAACGAUAUGAUUGGUAAUGGCUGGGCUACUGGAGUUGUUUUUUUUGUCAGACAUGCUUUUCUUGCUUCUUGUACUCAUCAUGUGCUCUGCAGUAAGCAGCUGAGUGCCGUGCAGUUUGCUAGAACUGUGAAUCACACCCAAGGUGUUAAUUUUGAAGAUGAAUACCAACCAGCAUUGUAUUCUGUUGGUGGUAUUUCUACUGUAUUAUACUUGUAUUGAAUGAGUCUCUGACAAGAUCCUCCAAA